Messenger RNA from Ochlerotatus camptorhynchus, 3992 nucleotides. Its product is annotated as RING finger and SPRY domain-containing protein 1-like. Gene Ontology annotation, molecular function: protein binding; ubiquitin-protein transferase activity. The coding region runs from base 1029 to 2669 and encodes 546 amino acids. NCBI's taxonomy places the organism in Eukaryota, Metazoa, Arthropoda, Insecta, Diptera, Culicidae. The record is from RefSeq and is a predicted model, not a curated record. Gene Ontology annotation, cellular component: cytoplasm. The transcript is spliced from 7 exons.
UUUCAUUCAAGAAAAAGUCACGUACGGUUGUCGUCGUUUCCUGCAGCCAGCGGAUUAGCCACCGUGUGCAUAUGGCGUAAAGGAAAAUAAGAAGUUAUACUGGUCCUAGCUGUUGCAUAUUUGAAUCUUCCAGAUUUUCCGUCUAGGGUGCGAACUUUCAAAAACAAAAUCUUCACAAGUUUCGUGGAAAUAGGCAAAAGCGGUUUCCGUGCCCGUAUGGGAAAAAGAGUGAUGUGCUGUAAUCUCAGUUGAAGAAAAUAUUUUUGUCUGUAAUCGCUCGUCAUCCGUCACGACGUCCCGAGUGGAUACGGAAUGUUGGUUCUCGGGUGAAAAAAAAAAUUCAACAAACUGUCGGUCGUAGUUGCAGUCGUUUAUGUUGACGUUGUUUCGCUGCUGAUGCUGAUGACGAUAGUACCUAAUUGCAAAUAUAUUCGAUUGAAGGAAUUCGAUAAUCGGCACUCCCGUCCCGUCGUCUUCGCUGGCUGGUAUCGUAAAUCUGUCUGCGCUGCUAGUUCAUCUUUUGACGUGUGAGUGUGUUUAUUUUAGUGGCGAACAUGUUUUGUAAUGUGAGCUAAAGAAUCUUUUCUUGAAAAGAGCGUCUCUUCCUGUGAAGAAAACCAGAAACUGCAGAGAUUCCAGAGUGACACCAGGAAGGUACACGCAGCACAACAAAGGGCAAACGAAAACAGUGCUCUUAUCACUAGCAGUAUUUAGAAAAUAGUUUGUUGUUUGGCUGAUAAGGAUUGAAGGAGUCACAUAACAUCGCGAGGUGAAAAAUUAAGCACAAGAAGACAGUGAAUCGUCGAGUGGCCGCCAGAGAAAGGCGAAGAAAGUGGCACAAAAUUGUCGAGAAAAAAAAGCUAACAACGAACAGAAGUGAAAUCGUGAUGGUCGAUCGAAUGGAAGAAGUGAAUUUCUAGCAUUCGGUUACGUUUGUUUGUUUGUUUGUUUGGAGGUUGGUCGGUGAUAGAAUUCAGUUUGCGGCGGAAUCAAAGCAGGAAGUACAAAGGAGCUUAUAAACAACCAGCAUGGGGGUCUGUCUGUGCAAGGAUAAGGUGGAGGAAGGCUAUCUGAAUGAGAAUAGUCGCGAUUCCUACACCGCUAGUGGGAACGAAGUUGGCGACGGAAGUCGGACCGUUGGGUCUCACGGGGGGAGAUGCCUGCGGACUGACCGGAAGGCGUCACUGUCGGACACCGUGGACGAUUUGGUUAAGGAGACACUGGAGAUUAUCGGAUCCAUUGUGGACAAUGAACCAGAACCGCCCAACUCGAUGGUCAUGCUGCAUGACAUAACCGACAAACCGACCGGUUGGAUACAGCUCGUUAAAUCAUUGAUCCGAGUUGUCCCCCUGGAACAUCCGAUGGGUCCCAGCGUAAUCACACUGCUGCUGGAUGACAGUCCACUGCCAACGAAAGAUUCGGUGCUAGAGGUGGCCGACAUGAUAACACACUCAAUCAGACGUACGCCCAAGCGGGAGCGAAAUCUUUGCGUGAUUCUCGGUUGCCUGGCAGAGAAACUGGCCGGCCCAAGCAGCAUAGCGGUACUAUCCGACGUCACACUCGGUUAUCUGUUGGGAAAUCUGGACGAAGGAAUCAAUCCGGACGUGAUGUUGUUCUCACUGAUUGCACUGGAAAAGUUUGCCCAAACAAGCGAAAACAAAGCUACGAUCAAGCGAAAACUAGCACUUUACCCGGAGAAUCCACUGACGCGGCUCGAACGACACAUGGACAGUAAGGAAUUCAUUCUCAGGCAGGUUGGCUUCUGUGCUCGAUGGUGCCUAGAUAACUAUUUCCUCAUCGAAGGCCGCAAGUACUCGUACGAAGUGACGGACGUAAGCAACGUGGACGUCAUGCUCAACACCCGGGACGUUAGCGAAUAUCUCAAAAUAUCGCCGGACGGUCUGGAAGCUCGCUGCGACGCGUAUUCGUUCGAAAGUGUUCGAUGUACCUUCCAGGUCAAUACCGGCUGCUGGUACUACGAAGUGCUAAUCAUCACCCCCGGGGUGAUGCAAAUCGGGUGGGCCACCAAGGACUCCAACUUCCUGAGCCACGAGGGCUACGGCAUUGGUGACGAUGCCUACUCGAUAGCAUUCGACGGCUGCCGGAAGCUGAUUUGGCACAAUGCUCGCUCGAUGUCACACGAUCUGCACAUCUGGAAGGGUGGGUCCGUACUGGGUUGCUUACUGGAUCUGGACGCCCGUGAGGUCAUAUUCAGCCUGGACGGAAUGGAGGGCGGAGUGCUGAAGCAGGUGUUUGGCAGUGCGAAGGACGGUUUCUUUGCGGCGGCAUCGUUCAUGUCGUUCCAGCAGUGUAGGUUUAACUUUGGCUCGACACCGUUUGUGCAUCCGCCGCAGAAUAGGCAGUUUAUGAGUUUCAAUGAUUUUGCUCAAAUGAAUGAGCAAGAUAAGGUCGUGCUUCCGCGGCACCUCUUCCUAGAGCAGCUACGAAAGCUAAGCGUCCGGGAAGAUUCCUGUACGCUUUGUUUCGACAUGAGCGCAUCAAUCCGAAUAGAACCGUGUAAGCAUCGCGGUUUCUGUACCAACUGUGCCGCUCAGUUGCAGUUCUGUCCAAUGUGUCGGGCCGAAAUCAUCAGCACCGUACAGGAAGUGUCCCUAGAUAGUACCCUAGAUAGUAGUCCUCUAUCAGAUGAGGUAAUUGCGACGACAUGAUAGUGAUACAACCGUUGCCUAGCAUAGGAUAAAUAAAGUGGCGUUAGCAGUUGCACAGUAGCAUCGGAAUUCCGAGAUGUUCAGGAAGGAAUAAGAAAAACAAAUUUUGUGAUAAUACGAAUAUUUAAAAAUAGCUAUCGAUAAUUUUAAUCGUACGGACACAGUAGAGCGAAAUUAAUGUCUUUUGUAUUGCCAUUUGAAAAAAAAACGACACUUCUCAAUUUUUCAACCGCCUUGCCAUUCUUACCGGCCAGGUGUUCGUGUCAAAAUAGUUGAAAUGAAAUUAAAUUCUACGAAUUAUCGAAAACUUACUCUAGCAAACAAGCAGAAACUGUUUGAUUAUGGCAAAAGGCCAGUCUGAUGAAACUUUAUUCUGUCAAUAUAGCCUAGGAUCGUUUUAAGGAGAUCCCUUCUACGAUUUCUAAGUAAUUAUGGGAUGAUUUUGACACAUCCAGAGACCUUCAAGUGGAAAAGUUUCUAAUCAAUAAGUAUUGUCUGGCUUAGAUACAUUCUGCUGUCGCUGAGUUCCGUUUAUGUCUUCCGUACAAGAUGAGAGGAAACCAAUUGCUAUGAAAUCAUCGUGGGCAAAGCAGAAAACUGAUGAGACCUGAGCACAAAGUGAUCGAUGGCUAACCCCGCAAAAAUCAGUUACACCCCACUCGUCGUUUGAAUCUUUUUUUUUUGCAGCCUCGAGUCGUGCAAAGGGAAGCUUUCGUUUGUGCUGAUCAAUAAUUUAAUUGUUGCUCAUGUUAUGCUUCGAGUCACACACAAAAGAGAUCAUAAAUUAGAGCUAAGUUCAAGGGAAUCGAUUCUUCAUGAUAUGAAAUAAGCCAUCUGUUUUUAAAUUAGGGUUAAUAGUAGUGCAGACAUACCUCAUGUAUAUGUUCUCUUCUAUAUUUACUUAUACCUAAAACAGAAUAACUUGGAUGACUUUACAUCCGGCGAUGUGUAGCAUAUAGUUUGUCAUAUUUUAUUAUCCCGUUCGUGUCGCGUUCGUCAUUACCUUUACUUUGCAUCUGUUGAAUGAUAUUACACACCACACAAGCAUCCUUCGUAUAGAUUGUAUAUGUAUAUAAACAGGAUACGAAGUGAGGAAGUCCGAAGUUGAUAGAAGAAAACAAAAUGGAACAACCGUAUGAAAUCGAUAUGACUGAUGAUAUAUUUUUGUAUGAACUGUGUGAGUAAAUACCCAGCGCAAUGCGAAUUGGACAUAUUGGAUCUAUGGAUUUGAAUCAUUGUAUGAGAGAUAAUCGGAGAGUCGAGUAAAAUUAGUAGUGAAUCACUGUACUUGAAAUCACUGGAAUUAUAAUAUCAAAUCGUAAA